UGUAUCAUAGUUGAAAAUACUUUAAAUUUUUACUUGUAGAAUUCUGCUGUUCAUGCUGUGGCUAUUGGUAAGACUUUUGCCGCGCGUAGUUAAAUACGUUUCAAUUUUGGUUUUUGCGAGGGAUUGAAAAUUAAGUUCGGUGUUCAUAAAUUUUUCAAAUGGACCUUAUUCUUUAUCAUCAAACUUACAUUCAAUCGACUUUAAUACAAAUAAGAUGAAGGUAACAUCCGUCGUAGCAUCUACUGCUAUCUUAGUCUCCCAAUUGUUUGGGUUAACCAAUGCUGCCAUUGAAGGCUUACAAAUCGAAACUCUUGUUGCUGUCCCUCCAAAGGAAUGUUAUGCUACGGCUGAAAGUGGUGAUUUAAUCAGUGUCCAUUAUACUGGUACUUUAGAUGAUGGAACUGUUUUUGAUAGUUCUUAUCCAAGAGGUCAACCAAUUGUGUUUCAAUUAGGUGUAGGACAAGUUAUUCCAGGUUGGGAUCAAGGUUUAAUUGGAAUGUGUGUUGGUGAAAAGAGAAAAUUAGUCAUUGCUCCUGAAUUGGCCUAUGGUGAUAAUGCCAUUGGUCCAAUUCCAGCUAAAUCUACUUUAACUUUUGAAUCUGAAUUAAUUCAUAUUGCAGGUAAAGAUCCAGUCGAAGAAGAAUCUGUUCCAGAUUUAGAAGAAGACGACGAAGAAGCAAUUGAAGAAGAAGAAGAAGAAGAAGAAGAAGAAGUCCAUGAUGAAUUAUAAAUAAUAUCAUUACCUCCUAACAUAGAACAAUCAUAAAUAUAUUACUUAUCCGUGAUCCUAUUCUGCAGAUCAUCAAUGUUAUGAUAACUUUAGAAUGACUCUAUCCUGUAGAUUAAGGUCUAACAUGUAGAUAUUAACAAUGACUUUUUGGUUUAUCAAAUCGUAUUUGGAGUCAUCAAAAUCGUGAUUAUU
Molecule: messenger RNA, 922 nt
Organism: Scheffersomyces coipomensis
Lineage: Eukaryota; Fungi; Ascomycota; Pichiomycetes; Serinales; Debaryomycetaceae
Product: peptidylprolyl isomerase family protein
Exons: 3
Coding region: 215-730 (171 amino acids)
Biological process (GO): protein peptidyl-prolyl isomerization
Cellular component (GO): endoplasmic reticulum
Molecular function (GO): peptidyl-prolyl cis-trans isomerase activity
Source: RefSeq, a predicted model, not a curated record